AUGAGUGUCCGAGAUCAUAGAAAAUCACUUUCUCACAUUUGUUUGCAGGAAGAUGUGCAGAAGAAAAUCGGAGGUCUUUCGCCUGUCGCAGCUGAUGUCAUUGUCAUAGUCUUGCGUGACCCUGACUUUUGGGCAGCUAUUGACCAAGGCAUUAAGGUUGCAAAACUGAUUGUCAACUUAAUUGGAGACAAGGAGUCUUGUGAAUCUUCCCUUGCUUUGUGCAUGCUAGGGCUCAUCCAUGUUGCCAAGACUAUCUCCCAGUUACCACUCAAAGACAGUGACAACUCCAACUUCUGGCUCCAUGUCAAAACGAUGGUUGCCAAGUUGCUUGUCAGGGACCUGAAAGAGUACUACAAGUGCUCUGGGAUAUUCGCUGGGGGGCAGGCUGAUGUGCUUGACUGGUGGGAGACACUUCCUGUCAGUGCAGAGCAAUGUCCACUGAAGGCACUUGCAAUAAUCAUCCAUUUGAUCAUACCUCAUGCGGCCAAUAUUGAAUGCUACUUCUUGGGUCUCGGUGGAGUUCAAUCAUUUGCAUGGAUUCCUCCCCUUGUGGCAGACUCUGAUGACCAGGACUAUCUCAUGGGUCCAGAAUUGAUUACCAAUGAGGAGUUGAGAGAGGAGUUUGAAAGUGGCAUCGUCAACUGGAGUGAGCUAGAGAGGGUUAAACAAGGUAUCACACCAACCAGCUUCAUUGAAGAGAUCAAUGUACUCAAUCAAGGCUCAGGGAGUGCAUUGGGGUGGAAUAUUGAUGCCCUUUUGACAUCAGAAGAAUUUACCUUAGCUAAUGGUAAAUUUCUCUGGAUAUCCUGGCUUCUUGCAUGUAGAACAAGAGCCAGAUUGCUCUUCAAAGUUGACAAACGGCUGGACAUAACCGAGAGCUACAUGGCAUAUUUGUUCACUCAACCACAACCACUGAGAGGGGUAUACAAGAUGGCACUUGAUGACAUCGAGUCAAAUGAAGAUGACCAGGACAAGCUGUUCACCGAGUAUACUAUCAAUACUGUUCAUGCAUGCUAUGCCACAGCACAGUCUCGAGUUUGCCAGUAUACCCAACUCUUGACGCUCUUGAGACAUGAGGAAGAUGAGUGGGCACAGAAAGUGGAGCAGGCAAACAACAUCUUGCCACAUUACAAGCUGAACAAAAUAUUUGUUGUCAAGGUGGACUUGAGUAAAAUCCAGUCUGACUACUGUCUCUCACAUUGCCAAGUCAUGGUAGCAUACUAG
Molecule: messenger RNA, 1224 nt
Organism: Suillus subaureus
Lineage: Eukaryota; Fungi; Basidiomycota; Agaricomycetes; Boletales; Suillaceae
Exons: 9
Coding region: 1-1224 (407 amino acids)
Source: RefSeq, a predicted model, not a curated record